CCGCCGUCCGGACGGCGGUUCCGGUCAGGAAUUCUUGACCGGAAGAGUACUAGGCAAUAAUAUAAUAGCUAAUGUUUAUAGCUUACAUCUGAUUUCUAUGCUUUGGUGGUGCCUCCUCUCCAGGUUCUACGCAUCAGAAGUGGUUGCAGCUCGGCUGCAUAGCCACGCUGAAACUCGGCUGCAUAGCUCCGGCGGUUUCGUGCUUCCACCAGAGCCGGAAGCGCAAAGGAAAGGGCAGACGACGCAAGCACUCGGUGCUCGAGAUGGUGGCGGAGCCGAUAGACAUCCGGUCGAUGUCGUUCGUCGGAACUCACGAGUACCUGGCGCCGGAGGUCGUGUCGGGAGAAGGCCACGGCAGCGCGGUGGAUUGGUGGACGCUCGGGGUAUUCAUUUUCGAGAUGUUUUACGGCACGACGCCGUUUAAGGGGGCUGAUCACGAACAUACUCUGGCUAACAUUUUGGCUCGGGCGUUGGAAUUUCCGAAGGAGCCUGCCAUUCCCGCCGCCGCGAAGGAUCUGAUAACGAGAUUACUGGCAAAGGAUUCGGCGAGGAGGUUGGGGUCUCAGAGGGGAGCCACGGCGGUGAAGCAUCAUGCCUUCUUCUACGGGGUGAAUUGGGUGCUCUUGAGGCGUGAAACGCCGCCGUUUGUCCCUCAGCCUAUAAAUCCAAGUGAUUUUUCAAAUGCAACUUGUUCAGACAUCCCGGUGGAGUAUUACUGAUUGAUUCUUGCCAAACAGAAAAUCUCUUCUUAAUCUUGACUUGUUUUUCAAGUUUAUUCUUCGAAGGAAAAUUAAUGAUUUAAAUUUGUCUAGUUUACGUUACAAUCAUAUCUCAAAGCAUAGGCUAGUUAGGUAUUCAAGAUGUAAAACAUUGUCAACUUUUUUUUAAAGAUGUCUC
Molecule: messenger RNA, 897 nt
Organism: Cuscuta epithymum
Lineage: Eukaryota; Viridiplantae; Streptophyta; Magnoliopsida; Solanales; Convolvulaceae
Source: the annotation of a GenBank genome assembly